Molecule: messenger RNA, 4422 nt
Organism: Cordyceps fumosorosea ARSEF 2679
Lineage: Eukaryota; Fungi; Ascomycota; Sordariomycetes; Hypocreales; Cordycipitaceae
Product: UDP-glucose:Glycoprotein Glucosyltransferase
Exons: 4
Coding region: 1-4422 (1473 amino acids)
Cellular component (GO): endoplasmic reticulum
Molecular function (GO): UDP-glucose:glycoprotein glucosyltransferase activity
Source: RefSeq, a predicted model, not a curated record
AUGGCCUCUACCCAGGGCCUCAGGCUGCUUGCCGCAGUAAUAUUGACUGCGUGGCAAGUGUCUGCUUCACCGGCAAUCAAUGUUCGCAUGGAGGCAACCUUUACUGGCGGGCCCUAUCUACUUGAACUACUCGAAACUGCGACGGCUGAGAACUCGUCGGCCUACUUUCCUCUUCUCGAUCGAAUCGCAGAGGGACGAUUCUCUGAACUGUCCACCGAUGCCGAUCUCUAUGGCGAAUUCAUCAGCGUUGUCCGCGAGGAUGGUCAUAUUAGCAGCCCAGAAGCGCUGUCUACCUUUAACCUCGGCCUCUCUUUGCGCUCUUCCACCCCUAGAGUUGAGGCACACUAUCAAUACUAUGAUACAGCUGUCGCGUUAGCCGACAUAGAUCCAUCAUGCGACUCGUGGAUUCUCUUGGAUGGAAAUCAAUACUGCACUCCAGAUUUGCAAAAAGCCGCGAGGACUGGGCUGUUCGACUCGAAGAUCUCUAUUCUGCCCUUUGACCGUUCCGUAGGUUCUGGUGCAGAUGCAGUGUUGUAUGCGGACCCUGCGUCCCCCAACUUCGGAAAAUUUCAUAGGCGUCUUGAGAGAGCUGCCAGAGCAGGCGAACUCAGUUAUCGUGUACGAUACCGUCGCCCAAUAAAUUCAGACCACAAGCCGCUGCCGGUCAGCGGUUUUGGAGUCGAACUGGCUCUCAAAAGAACUGAUUACAUCGUUAUUGACGAUAGAGUGUCGCAAAACGACGGCACACAGAAGCCGUUGAACACGGAAGCUAUGUUUGAGGACCAGGAGUUGACGGAUAUUCGCCCGCUUUCGACUUCGGAGCUAGAAGCCCUCGGCGUGAAGUCAUCGUCUUUUAUACAGAGUAGCAAUGCCCCCUUUGAGACUCUUGUCAAACUCAUGCAAGACUUUCCGAAAUUUUCUGCAUCAGUCUCUGCACACAACGUGUCGACAAGCUUCUCUGAAGAAUAUGAACGAGGCCACAUUCAGCGUGUGCCAAGAGGGGUUAACGCGUUGUGGAUGAAUGGUUUGCAAUUGAUAGAGCGGCAAAUUGAACCAUUCGCCCUCGUCGAAAUGCUUCGUCGGGAGCGGAAAUUCAUCGAUGUCCUUCGCAAACUGGGAUUGAGCGGAGCUGAAGCUAUAUCACUUCUCGGACACGACAAAGUUGCAGAAUCCAAGUCGGAUGCAGGGGAUGCCAUACGAUACGAUUGGACUGACAGAUCAGAGGAGGGCAAUGCAAUCGCUUGGCUAAAUGAUCUAGAGAGUGACGCCCGCUAUGCCCAAUAUCCGGACGAAUUGAGCUCCCUGCUUCAACGCACAUUUCCGGGACAGAUCCCCCCAAUUGCCAGGGAUGUUUUCAAUGUCGUUUUUGCGCUUGACCUUUCGGACCGGGACGAUCUGGCUCUGCUAGGCCAGAUGCUGGCACUCGUCGGCCGUGGCAUUCCCAUUCGCUUUGGCAUCGUGCCUGCUACCUCCACCCCGGAAGCGUUGCAACACGCAAAACUUCUGUAUCAUUUGAUGGGUACAUAUGGAUUCGACUCGCUUCAAAAUUACAUAGAGGGCCUUGGAGAGGAGCCUGACCCAGCCUUGGCCUCAACGAGCUUUUCUCGAGUUGUUGACGAUCCAAUGCUAGCCGCCGGUACCGAAUCACGGGGAUUUCUUGAUGUUAUUGAGACCGAAGAGCUCGAUACACAAGCGGAAAUGGCCGCCCAAUGGAUUACUAGACUCAAGGCGAUGGACAAAUCAGCGCCAAUUUUCUUUGUCAAUGGAGCUUCAACGCCGCGUACCGCAAACUGGUUACAAAGCAUGAGCAUGCAAGUCUCGGAAGAUCUUCAAACGAUUCAAAAAGGUGUCUACCAUGGUGUGAUCGGUGACGAUAUGUGGGUUCCUGAAAUAUUCCUGGAGGGUGCCCUGAACCGUCGAAAUGAGUAUAUAUCUGUCGAUGAUGCUCAUCCUCUCCGAAUCCUAGACGCCAGCAAGCUAUACGGAGACCACAAAGACAUGUUUGACAUCAUUCCGGUGCAAAAAAACGACCCUAAAGCGGAACGGGAGGCAUGGGCUGCGGUAGCAGUCAUCGCUGAUGCGACGACUUCACAUGGCGCCAAGCUUAUUAAGUCGGCACUGGAGUUUAGGCGGAGCAACUCCGGUGUCCAACUCGAGCUCAUUCACAACCCGACUACCACAGACGGGGCUUCCGAUGUCAAUGAAGCUCUUAAGGAUGCCUCUGAUCUGUUCAGUCUACGCACGGUUGAUGAGAUUGAGAAAAUAGUGCGUGAAACGAAAGCGGGCUCUUCGACCAAUGCCUAUGACAUUGCGCUCAAGCGAUUCCUCUUAUACGCAAACGUUCAGCCAGGCAACAGCGGCGUACUCGUGAACGGACGUCUGGUCGGGCCCAUUGCCCCGGACGACGACCUUUUGCCUGCUGACUUCACUCAGCUUUUGGGACUUGAGCGAAAGCACCGCAUUCUUCCCAUCUUUGAAGCUCUGGACGAUCUCGGCCUAGGCAACAAGAUUUCAGAUCCCAUUUCAGCCUCCAAAUUGAUGUCCAUUACCGCUUUAUCAACCAUUUCUGACUUGCCAGAAGGUAUCUUUGAAACAUCUUCAUCUACCCGAUCGAUGAUCUACAAAAAAUGGGAUGCAAAGCACACAACAAUCGAAGUCGGCGACGAGGCAACCGCCAGUAUUCAUCUUGUUGCCCUGCUUAACCCUUUGAGCGAGCAAGCCCAGAGAUGGGCACCUCUUCUGAAAAUUUUAUCCGAGCUUGAUGGCGUGUAUUUAAAACUUUUCCUAAACCCUAAGGAAAAACUGGAAGAGCUCCCCAUCAAGCGGUUCUUCCGUUACGUCUUGGAACCAAAGCCGUCGUUCGAUGAAGAUGGUGCUAUUCAAGGUGGGCAAGCUACCUUCAAUGGACUUCCAUCUGAAGCUCUUCUUACUCUCGGGAUGAUUGUGCCCCCUGCCUGGCUAGUGGCCGCUAAAGAGUCUAUACAUGACCUGGACAAUAUCAAACUCUCUUCUGUUAAUUCCAACGUCGACGCCACGUAUGAGCUAGAACAUAUUCUCAUACAGGGCCACUCAAGAGAAGGGAAGUCAAGUCCCCCUCGCGGCGCCCAGCUUGUCUUGGGUACCGAGAAGGAGCCACACUUGACGGAUACAAUUGUCAUGGCAAACCUCGGGUUCUUUCAGUUCCAAGCCAACCCUGGUAUCUAUGCCAUCCAGUUGAAAGAGGGCCGAAGCGCAGACAUUUUUGAAAUUGAGAGCGUAGGCGCACAGGGCUGGACAGCUGUCCCUGGUGACGAGGGAACGUCUCUGGCUUUACUUGACUUCCAAGGAACAACCCUCUAUCCACGCCUUUCCCGCAAGCCAGGCAUGGAAGAAGUCGAUGUGCUCGAGGAAGGCGGCGGAGCAGCUGACGGCUUCGUCUCCAAAGGCUUCAAGCUGGCUGAGGGCUUCUUGGGCAACGCUUUGGGCAAAAAGUCCGCGUCUGACCUAGAGCACGCCGAAAUCAACAUUUUCUCUGUCGCGAGUGGUCACUUGUACGAGCGAAUGCUCAACAUAAUGAUGGUCUCGGUCAUGCGCCACACAAAACACACAGUCAAGUUCUGGUUCAUCGAGCAAUUCUUAUCGCCAUCUUUCAAAGAAUUCAUUCCUCAUCUGGCGGAGGAGUAUGGCUUCAAAUAUGAAAUGGUGACAUACAAAUGGCCACACUGGCUUCGACACCAAAAAGAGAAACAGAGAGAAAUCUGGGGCUACAAGAUUCUGUUUCUGGAUGUUCUUUUCCCCCUCUCUGUUGACAAGGUGAUUUUCGUUGACGCAGAUCAAAUUGUGCGGACAGACAUGAUGGACCUGGUCAAACUUGAUCUUGAUGGGGCCCCUUAUGGAUUUACUCCGAUGUGCGAUUCUCGGACUGAAAUGGAAGGGUUUCGCUUCUGGAAGCAGGGGUACUGGGCAAACUACCUCCGUGGACGUCCUUACCACAUUUCUGCCCUGUAUGUGGUUGAUUUGCGCCGCUUCCGCGAGAUUGCCGCUGGAGAUCGCCUUCGACAGCAGUAUCAAGCCCUCUCCGCCGACCCGAACAGCCUGGCAAACCUGGAUCAAGAUUUACCCAACCACAUGCAGUUCCAGCUCCCUAUUCACAGCCUGCCGCAGGAGUGGCUGUGGUGCGAGACAUGGUGCAGCGACGAGAGCCAGAGCAAGGCACGGACCAUUGACCUUUGCAACAACCCCGAGACCAAGGAGCCCAAGCUCGAUCGCGCCCGCCGGCAAGUCCCCGAAUGGACCGAGUACGAUGACGAGAUUGUGGCAUUGGCCAAACGCGUCAAGGCAGCGAAGAACCCCAGCGAGAGCGAACACCAGGCAGAGCCUGAAAGGAACACCAAGAGCAGAAACUUCGAGGAGGAGCCUGUUCGUACUAAAGAUGAACUAUAA